GAACAGUUUGAGCUGAGGCUGCUUGGAGUGAGGACGGGCGUCGUCAUCGAAAGAUAAUUCAGAACCGCUGCAUCUAGUAUAGGAAGCCAGACAACAACAGUAUUUGUUUAUAUUUCCACAUAGACCGCAUAUAAAUAAAUUAUGAAAUCAGAGGCGUUGCACAAGUUUCUGGCUUUCUGUCCGCUGCUGAUAGUCUGCGCGUGGAGCCACCCAUUAAAUCCAACUCAACAACAACCAACUUAUCAGCAAACGCUCGGAGUUCAACAUCCCGUUAUCUUGAUUAAGCAUAAUAUAAAUGCGGACGAUGCCAAGAACUACCAUAUAGCAGUACCCCAGGACCCCAAAGAGGGGGAGCCUUGCCUCACGAUCACUUGGAAGACCAAUCCGGAUGGCAGUGGUCCCGCUCAACCGGAUAUCUUCAUGGGAAAUGGUUACUUUGGACUAAUUCCACAGGUGGCACUGAGACCGCAAGGGCAUUAAACCAAUCCCAAAUUUGUAUUUAUUUAUUGACAUUUCGUGAAGAAGAAUGAAAUGCUAAACGAUUCUUAAAGUAAGUUUCGAAAUACCAAAAACGGAAUAAAUACCUGCCUUUCCAAUCCAAUUAAUAUUUGUAAAGUGCAUAGACUUACAUUAAAAACUGUGAAGAAACCUUUAAAAA
Molecule: messenger RNA, 658 nt
Organism: Drosophila biarmipes
Lineage: Eukaryota; Metazoa; Arthropoda; Insecta; Diptera; Drosophilidae
Exons: 2
Coding region: 142-480 (112 amino acids)
Source: RefSeq, a predicted model, not a curated record